Bursaphelenchus xylophilus (pine wood nematode) is the source of this 1065-nucleotide messenger RNA. The record is from the annotation of a GenBank genome assembly. Lineage: Eukaryota; Metazoa; Nematoda; Chromadorea; Rhabditida; Aphelenchoididae.
AUGCAUAACCGGUACCUGUUAUGGCUCCGUUUCGAUGGAUCACAUUUUAAUGGAUUUGCCAAAGCUGGCGGCAAGGGAUAUGGUGUGAUUGACUUCCUCUACCCAGCUUUAAGUAGAGUUCUAGCUCACAAAAAUGUGGACCGAUUCAACGUAUUUCCAUGUAGUAGGUAGUUGACAUUUAAAAUGUUAUUUUUUUGCUUUAGGACAGAUACAGAUGUUCAUGUUCUAAGGGCUCCAGUGGUUUUAAAUGUUCCGAAGGACGUUGUGAGGUUGGAUAUUGACAGAGAGAGUUUGUUACAGGAGAUCAACACAACAUUUCAAACUUUUUAUCCGAAUUCUGUGGAAGCUUUGGACUUUCAUUGGGUUUCGCCUGGUUUUUGUGCCAGAAAACAUGCAAUUUACAGGUUGGUCUGAGUUGUAUUUUAAUUGCUGGCUCCCGAUUAGAAGGUACAUUUAUCGAUUUCGCGUUGCCCGAACGAUGGAGUGGUACACCCAAUUCGAAAAGACUCCGUCGUUGGCUUGUUUCUCUGAGCGUUUCUAUGCUUUGACGGUACCUUCUGGAUUCGAUAUAGCUAAAUCAAAUAAGGCAUGCGAAAUGUUGAUGGGGACACAUAAUGUUGCUUCCUUCUUAAAACACCCUUUGAGGGUACGCGGAACGGAAUGGCAGGGUGUCAUGAGAAAUAUUGAUCUGAUUCGAAUUGUUUCUGGUGAACCGAUAACUGGAAUAGAGGAUCCCCAUUUCGAGUACUUUAACUUCGAGGUAAUCUCGAAAAGCUUUGUUCGAGAACAGGUAACUGGGCAUCCUAUUGUUACUGUAGCUUGUUUAAGAUUCGGAGAAUGGUUAGGAUUAUUGUCAAAUGUGGAUAUGAAGACCGAUACAUUGAUCAUCUGAGGAUAAUGUUAAGAUGUCCAGAUCCAGCUACAUUCAUCCAGCUGGGACAUCGGGCUUCGAAUGGAAAGGGCCUUUAUCUUGUUGAUGUUGUCUAUGAUAAAGACCACUUCGAGAAUCCGGUUCCAUUUUACAAACAUCCGAUUGACAGGAUUGAUGAGUCUUCGUUGUUAUAG